AUGUCCAUCGAUCUCAACUGGGAGACGCUCACCAGCGGCCCCGACGGCGAAGCGCUCGCUGAGCGGAUCCGGACCUUCAUCCACGACAAGUUCCAGACGGUGCCACUGCCGCGCUUCAUCCGCUCCGUCAACGUCCACGGCUUCGACUUUGGCACCAUCCCGCCCAAGCUGGACCUCAAGGACAUUACGGACCCGCUACCGGACUUCUACGACCAGGACCUUGAAGACGAGGAGAGCGAGAGCGAGGAUGAGGAGCCCGAGCCGGAGGUUGCCAGCGUGUCGGCCAGGGAGCGGCCGUAUCCCAGACAGGGAGACAGGGCGAGGCAGCGGCCUGGAGGGUUGAGGAGAGAUCUGCUGCGGCACGAGUUCAUGGGCCACGAUAUGGGCAGUCCGUUUUUAGGGACUUCAACGCCGGGCCUCCUCGGCGGCCCGGGGCUCAACUACUUCCAGGGCCAUCUGGGAACAGGCACGCACACGCCGCUCGCGGCCGUCGCCGGAGCGCAUCUGGGCAACAGCUGGAUGGGCGGGCCGAUCGCUCACCACUACGACUCCCGGAGCCCCAGCCACAGCCGGAACCCGUCGCAGAGCAGCAUCUCAGUCGACAACUUCGGCGCCAGCCUUGCUCCGCCGCUGCAGAACUUGCGCGAGAAGUCGAGCGUGUCGACCCUGGCGCCUACGUCGGUCGGCACGUCGCGGCCGCCCACCCGGGAUGCGCCCACCCGGGAUGCACAUGUCACGGCCAUGUCCGGCUCGGCCAUUGUCGAUGAUGACGACGACGAGGAGGAUCCGCAGGGCCAGGAGCCGAGACGCGAGCCCCGGGUGGAGGAUGUGCAGGCGGUCUUCAGGAUCACAUACCGCGGCGACAUACGUUUAAACCUAACGGCAGAGAUCCUGCUAGACUACCCAAUGCCGAGCUUUGUCGGUAUCCCACUCAAGCUCAACAUCACGGGCAUGUCGUUUGAUGGCGUCGGCGUCCUGGCGAACAUCCGCAAGCGCGUCCACUUCUGUUUCCUCAGUCCGGACGAUGCGCUCGCCGCCGUGGGGCCAGAUGCAGAGGAGGAUGAGUCCGGCGCGAAACACGAACACACCAAGCCGAGGUUCGGUGGCCUACUGCAAGAGAUCAAGGUUGAGAGCGAGAUUGGUGAGCGGGACGGGCGCAAGCAGAGUCUCAAGAAUGUGGGCAAGGUUGAGAGGUUUGUGCUGGAGCAGGUAAGGAGGAUCUUCGAGGAGGAGUUUGUAUAUCCUAGUUUCUGGACAUUCCUGGUAUAA
Molecule: messenger RNA, 1269 nt
Organism: Ilyonectria robusta
Lineage: Eukaryota; Fungi; Ascomycota; Sordariomycetes; Hypocreales; Nectriaceae
Exons: 1
Coding region: 1-1269 (422 amino acids)
Biological process (GO): phospholipid transport; mitochondrion organization
Cellular component (GO): ERMES complex
Molecular function (GO): lipid binding
Source: RefSeq, a predicted model, not a curated record